This is a messenger RNA of Acipenser ruthenus (sterlet), 4073 nucleotides long. Its product is annotated as cytosolic carboxypeptidase 2-like. Bases 405 to 3767 code for a protein of 1120 amino acids. The transcript is spliced from 22 exons. Gene Ontology annotation, molecular function: metallocarboxypeptidase activity; zinc ion binding. The record is from RefSeq and is a predicted model, not a curated record. Gene Ontology annotation, biological process: proteolysis. Lineage: Eukaryota; Metazoa; Chordata; Actinopteri; Acipenseriformes; Acipenseridae.
UGGAAGUGUAUAGUGUAGAUAACGCAGGGGCCUUGUCUACAGUGUAUUCGCAACUACGACAAUAAAUAAACACGAUAGAAAUUACUUUUCUCGCAGUACCGCCAGUCCUGGGAACAUUGCAACAACGUGGCAUUUUGAGCAAACAUAUAUUGCAUUUUCUACUAGACUUUAAGGGGGGUUCAAGGACUGGUUUUGUGGUGUUCUUGCAAAACCACUGACUGAGCGUGUAAACAAACUAGCGGAAGUCUUGUCUAGGACACCAAGGAUGUAUUUUGUAGCGUGGAAAAACUGAACGUGAUUUUUGGACACUGCCUGUAGCUUUAAGAUACUGGCCUGCCAUACUGGAAGAGUAAACAGCUUGUUUUGUUUUGUGUUUGUUUGUUUCUUCUACUGUUAAGGGUAACAUGUGUCCAGCAAUGGAGACUGACCCUGAAACUGAGGUUUUUUAUGACCCCUAUGAGAGCUUCAUGCAACACCACCUUCAACACUAUGGGCUUUUCACUGGAAAGAGCUCUGGGUACCAGAAAAGUUUUCACUACAUCGUGUCAGAAAACAGCUCUCCGGACAGCAAUGACUCUGACGUCGAAUGUGAUCACAAGGAAGGACAGAAGAAAACACCCUAUUCUCUUGUGCUGGAGCAAGCCCUGCUGAGGACAAGGCAGCUUGUGUUUGAUUUCCACGGGGGCAAGCAGGUUCCACGAUUACGAGAGCCACGCAGUCUGUUCGCCAUUCCGACCAGGAGCGGCCCGCUGCAGCCCGUCCAUUGGCCAAUCGAGUGUGAGGUCAUCAAGGACAAAAUAGAACACAUAGAAUGGGUGCCACCAGAGCCGGAGGAGUUUUACCACCUUACUGGCUAUGAGCGAACCCCAAUGUGUGUGGGAGAUGACAGAGGCAAUGAUGUUUACUCCAUAGACUCAGCCAUGAAGAGUUUUUAUUUUACUUUUUCCCGUAUUGGAGGCUGCCGAGGACCAAUUAAGGAAGCCGUCUGUCCGAAGGGAAAGGACGACAGCAGUCUGGUGUUUGAGUCCAGGUUCGAGAGUGGGAACCUGCAGAAGGCAGUGCGGGUGGGUCAGCACGACUACGAGCUGACGCUCCGGACUGACCUCUACACCAAAAAACACACGCAGUGGUACUACUUCCGGGUCCAGAACAUGAAGCCAGGGACGACUUACAGGUUUACUAUCGUCAACCUGAUGAAAUCCAACAGCCUGUACAACCUGGGCUUGAAGCCGCUGCUGUACUCUGAGCGGGAGGCCCAUAUCAAGAAGGUGGGCUGGAAGAGGACUGGCAGCAACAUCAAAUACUACAAGAACCAGAGCGGGCAAGGCGGGCAGGACCUGUACUCCCUGACGUGGACCUGCCAGUUCCCUCACGAAAACGACACCUGUUAUUUUGCACACUGCUACCCCUACACCUACUCAGACCUGCAGCGCUACCUCGCAGAAGUUUCCAGCGACCCUUUGAAGUCCCAGUACUGCAAGUUUCGGGUGCUGUGCCGGAGCCUGGCCGGCAAUGUGGUAUACAUCCUGAACAUCACGUCGCCGUCCUCGCCCCAGCAUGCCAAUGCGGUGAAGAAGGCGGUGGUGGUCACCGCCCGGGUGCACCCGGGAGAGACCAACAGCUCGUGGAUGAUGAAGGGCUUCUUGGAUUUCAUCCUGGGCAGCUCGAAUGACGCCCAGCUCUUGCGGGACAUGUUUGUAUUUAAGGUGGUCCCCAUGCUGAACCCGGACGGCGUGAUCGUGGGGAACUAUCGGUGCUCACUAGCCGGGAGGGACCUUAACAGGAACUACAAGACAGUCCUGCGUGAAUCUUUCCCUUGUGUCUGGCACACCAGGAACAUGGUGAAGAGGCUAGUUGCUGAAAAAGAGGUUGUUCUCUACUGCGACUUCCACGGGCACAGCAGAAAGAACAACGUCUUCAUGUAUGGAUGCGACAGUAAAAAUGCCCCCUCACUGCGGCUUCACGAGCGAGUCUUCCCACUCAUGCUGAGUAAAAAUGCAGCGGACAAGUUCUCCUUCAAGAGCUGCAAGUUCAGAGCUCAGAAGAGUAAAGAAGGCACAGGGAGGAUUGUGAUGUGGAGGAUGGGAAUCCCCAACAGUUACACCAUGGAGUCAACCUUCUGCGGAUCCACUCUAGGUGGUAGAAAGGGCACCCAUUUCAGUACAGAGGACUUGAAAUCACUGGGGUAUCACUUCUGUGACACACUGCUGGACUACUGUGAUCCCGAUCCAUCCAAGUUCAGCCAGUGUGUGAUCGAGCUCCGGGAGAUGCUGCAGGAGGAUCUGCGCUUGAAACUGCAGAGACUCGGCAGGGAGAUCGAUUCCAACGCCAGUCUGAGUGACAUCUCCUUGUCUGACAUUGAGUCCAGUCAAAAGGAAAGGAAUACAGACUGCACAAGCGGUUCCAACAGCACAGAGUCGGAUGGUCUCCCUAUGCAUUUAAUUAGCCUUUGUCACCAGUUUAAACAGAAGAAAAAACUCCUGAGAACAAGGAAGGAGAGGAACAAGUUGCGUCAGGAGCGUGACCGCUUACAAAAAACUGUGAGAAAUGAUAACAACAAUGAAAACACCACUAGAACUGCUACGGAGACUAGUAAGAAAGUACAGAAUGUGACCCAAGAGAAACCAGGGGGAGGAAACAGCCAGGAGAAAAAGAGCGAGAAGAGAUACAACCAUAAAGAACGCUCUUCCACAGUACGUGCUUGGAUUCCACAUCCAUCCACUGGAAUCGCCAUAAUCGGGGAUAACAGUCUGUUGGAAAGCAACCAAGAAAAGUAUACGUAUUUGGAAUCGGUGACUUCUGCCUAUCUUCGUAGUGGCGUGCUGCCCAAAGCUUUACUACAGACUGAUGCAGAAGAGUUUGAAUGGAGUGGGCAGCACAGUGUUCCCGUGUCACACCACCAUGUGAGCAGGCAGCGACGAACACUCCCCAUGAGGUCGAUCCAGCAGCAUGGCUUGGGCUUGCUCAGCAAGGAGGGGUCCUGCCCAAUCAGGCUGCACCCCUGUCCAUUUGACUCCCUGCUGCUGGACACAUUGACACAGCCUGAUUUCAAGAGAGGAAUAUCCGCUUCUAGUGGAGAUUUCUCUUUACACAGAUCUUCCACUCUUCGGUCAAGUACGGUAUUGCAAAGCAAGGUGGUUCCUGGUGUUCCAACAUUCAACAGGCUGCUUGUCUUCAGGUCAUCACAUUCCUUAGGGACGUUGGCCUCCAGCCAAGGGUCAGCUCAGGAACCACAGAUGCAGCCGUCCAGUGGAGCUACCAGCUGUAGCUCAGAGACCAUUGAAACUGGCAUGAGGAUGAAGCUAAAACCUGGCAUUGCAGACUUUCCUUCUAUGGAAGAAACGAGUAAUGACAGAGGACCUCCUAAGGACGCCCACUGUUUCCUCCCUGGUUUGAAAAACCUGCAUAGGGAAAUGCCUUUCAAAUCCAUCUCUGAAGAAAAAGCUAAUUUCAGUCCCUUGACAAACUCUUUCUCUCUCAGGCCUCAGAACGAACUGCAAAGGGAAAAACUGCAGAAACUACAAAAAAUGACUUUGACAACAGCAGGAAAGCUCCCCCCUCGGAGAGGAAUAAAGAGCAAACCAGCUGAAGCUCAUGGCAUGGGACAAGAGAAUGGGGUGGGGAAACAGGGCAGGGCAGGAAAGCUGCAAGGCCCCGUUUCAGGUGACCCAGAAGAUCUUGCUCCAACAAACAGCAGACAAAGCUCCUUGCUCGAAACUCUUAAACUGAAACUGUCAUCUGUCAACCUGAGGGAUGAAUGUGAUUAGAAAUUUGAAUCUGGAAGGUUUUAGGUUAGAGCUGGAUUCUGUUGAGUCUUUGACAGGCUGCUCUCUUGUAAACUGCAGGUGCUAAGACUACAUUUUAAAUUCCAAUAGCUUUGAACAGGGCUCGAUGAAAGUUAACAUUUAAAAUGCAGGUAAUCAUAUAUUGACUUGAAUUGUUCAAAAUUACUGGGCCAAUUGUUUAUUUAUUUUUGUAUUUAUAACGUUUUGCCAAUUUAACCAUUGAAUGUUCUUUCAUUUAAUAUAUUUUGUACUGGCAAGUUUUAUUUUAGCCGACAGCAGAACCUCACA